Messenger RNA from Aplysia californica (California sea hare), 1065 nucleotides. RefSeq lists its product as uncharacterized. The record is from RefSeq and is a predicted model, not a curated record. Lineage: Eukaryota; Metazoa; Mollusca; Gastropoda; Aplysiida; Aplysiidae.
CUGUACUGUGUGCGCAUGGCGAACUGUAAAAUUUGCAUUUCUCACAGGUAAGGCGCCAUCUUGAUUUGUAGUUAACGAUGUGGUUUUCAAAGAUGUUUAUUUUUAGCUUCCCCGAUAAACCCAUACGGCUCGCGAGUAAUAUCGCUACUGAUACAGGAACUCCAUCAUCGUUUUAUCUCGACAUGGAUUGAUAACUAAUCACCAGAACACCGUGCCUGUGUCUCUGUUUUUCUUCCCUGGCCCAUUUUCCUCCUCUGAGAAUUCACUUUGUUUAUUGUCGUCGUUACUCUUUACACACGCCGAGGUGUGUUGACUCAUUUUUAGAGGACAACAGAUAAGGUUUGCUUAAGCUCAUGAUUGUGAUUCAACUGGAUAUUUUUACGCUCGGGCAAUUGUCAUUCUUCUUAAGGACAUGUGUUAUCGCAGUGUGUAAAUUUACGAGUCUCAUUUUGUGAGUGCGUGUGUUUACUGGAGGACCGACGUUCGCUGUGGGAACUGGUUACGACGUCUAACCACAGUCUUUAUGGACUCAAAGCCCAGAGUGGUUUCGUCGCUUAUGAGCUCGUCACGGCGUUCAUCAUCUUCAUUUGUGCGUGUAUCCUGUCAGCUGGCACUAAUGACACGUGCUCAAACAUGUGGUGGGAAUGUGACAAAGAUUGGUACUCGUCUGCACAAGCAGCGCAGGCUGGAGCAUGGUUGAGCACGUUUCUUUUCCUGGCUUCUGGAGGUGUGGGCCUUCUCUACCUCUACCGCUGUGGGAGACUACCGUGUUUUAAACAGCCUCCCGUCGCUGGACCUCCAGCCAACAAUGUCAGUGGCUCCGUUCCUGCUUACGCUCCAGAGUCAGGGGUGGACUCCUUUGGCGUGUCGGGUCCUCCCCCUAGUUACCCAGCUUCUCCCCCUAGUAACCAGGCUCCGCCCCCAAGUUAUCCGGAUCCGCCCCCUAGUUACUCGGCUCAGCCCCCUAGUGACCUGCCUCCCCCAAGUUACCCGGGAACUAUGGAUUCAAAGUACUGAGAUUACUGAAGGAGAGAGAGAGAGAGAGAGAGAGAGAGAGAGAGAGAG